AUGGCAUCUCUCCAGCCACGUCAGAGCUCAAAUGCUCGCAUGCCUUCAGUGUCGCCAUCAUUCAGACAGAACGAUAGUGGCCCAAGAGCUUCUACAUCUAGACGGCACACUGCAACAAGAGACUCGGAAGUUGCUCCUACCCAAACUGUGGGCGAAUCCUUCGCGGAUUCGUAUGAAGGUGGUGAUGAGUUUCUCGUGGAUGCGUCCGUGUUGAAGCAGGCAAAGAAUGUCUUGUUUAAUGUGCUGUUUUUCACGGUUUAUGGCAAUGAGUCGGCGCUGAUUCCUGGAGUUAUUGCUAUCCUGAUUGAAGAUUUACAAAUUCCUGUCUUUUACCUGUGCUCGAGACUGUCUGCUGCUUACUACAUUCCCUCGAUAAUCGGAAGCUCACUCGAAACUCGAUAUGAAGACUAUUCGAUUAACACUUUUACGACAUUCUUCGGAAUCGCUGCUGGUCUGGUAUUCCUGAUGGCACUCAACAUUGUCUUUGUGGCCUGGGGCUUUGUUCGAGGCCAACACAAAUACGUAUGGCCCAUAAAUACCCUCCGAGUCCUCGGCACAUUCGUACCAACAGUACUAUUCAUCCCCAUCCUCGACAUCUUGACAACAACCUUUCAAUGCACAACCAUAUCAACCGACACAACCACAUUCGGCGGCUUGGCAUGCUCAAGCGGGACGAGAAUCCCGUAUAUGGUCGUGUCAGCUGUCACGAUCGCGACCUUCGUGCCCUGUACGUUUUUGAUUAAUUUGCUGUUUCUGGAUUCGGAUCCGGCCAAGAAGGGACCGAAUUCGAAGGCGCAUGGACGUGGCGAGAUGAUUUAUGCAAUCCUGAAAACCGUACUCAGUUUCGUAUGGAAGAUUCCGCAAGACUAUACCAUGCUACUCAAAGUCGGCAUAGUCCUUGCUGUUUCCGUCAUCAUGAUGAUUACCCAAGUCUAUUUCUACCCAUACUACAAUCCGAAAAUCAACCACCUGCGAACAGCAACCUAUUUCGCAUCAAGUGUUAUUGGAGUCGUGUCAAUGUUAACUACUGUGGUUGCUUAUUAUCUCGGAUAUGCACAGGGGCCCGAAGCUUAUAUUAUUAUCAUUGCUGGGUUUGUGCCUGCUUGGAUUGCUGGAUUUGUUGGAUCUGGCUGGAUUCUCGCAUAUAUCCAAAAAUCAACCCUCCACCGCCUCGACGAUGAAAUGCGCGGCGGCUCUGACGGUAAACCAGUCUUCCUCAUCUACCCACACGUGGAACUAGUCGCACGUACCGCCACAACUAAAUUGAAUGAGCGAAAUCGAAUUCCAACCUUUGAGCAACUCGAGUUUGCUGUUAGAAUUUUCAAACAUGGACAGCGCGAGUUCCCGCAUGAACCGUUUGUGCGGUUGCAGUGGGCUACGUAUCUUCUUUAUUUAGGGGCGUCCAAGAUGGAGGCGAAUAAGCAUUUGAGGAAGUGUGAAGAGAUGCAUCCAGCAUUCGACGGCCAAUUCCAAUGCCACUUUAUGACCCAAAUGAACAAUCAAAACCGUGAAGCUACCUUCCUUGGUGACGGCAUCCAUCUCGAUGUAGCCAGUUUCGCCGAAUUCCGGAAACUCGACAAGACUGCUAAAGUCAACCACCAGCUCGCGCUGCAAUGGCAACGUGUGCUUUGGCAAUCCGUUAAUUCAGCUACCGUCAAACUUGAUGAGUUGGAAGCUGUUGCAUCGGAAUUGUAUGCAAGGUCUGAGGAUGCUGAUGCUGCAUAUGCACAAUUGGUGUCGAGGUUUCCAAAGAGCAAAGUUUUGUUAAGGUUCUAUGCCAAGUUUUGCUUGGACGUAACCAACGAAAACGCCAAAGCAUCCGCCCUCCUAACACGCGCCGACACCCUCGAAGAAGAAGAAUCCCCCAACGAAGACCAAGGACCCAACGACUUCAACGAAUCAGACUCUGACUGGAACAACUCGUCAAACGAUGGCAGCAACAAAUCACACCGAAUGUCCAAAGACUCGCUACAACUAGUACAAUCAUCAUCACAAGACACUUCUCCAAAACCGGUCCGAGCAUUACCCAAACUACAAGAAGGAUCCACAAAUGGGUCACCUGCUAAUUCAGGACCUACAUCACCGGUCGUUGCACGUGCGCCAAAGGCAAUCAAGAUUGAUACAGAGCAUAGAGGGUCGAUUAGUAGUGGUGGGUCGAGGAGUUCGAAUCACGAACAGAAGCAGUUGCAGUAUAAUCAGCAGUUGAGGGCGGCGUUGUUGCAACGGAAUGUUUCUGAUAUCCGAAUAAUCACAUUCGCUGCUUGGUUAAUUGGAAUCGUCUCAAUCUGCAUCCUCAUUGCAUCAUUCGUAAUCAUCACCCAAAACCAGCUUUCCGGAAACGGAUUGAACUACUUGGAUUGGCUGCACAAUCGGGAAAAGAAUACCGCUUUGUCAUAUCGCCGCGCUAGACAAUUGCAAAAUGCGUAUACGAGUAAUGAUCCAGUCAAGUUUGCCGCUAUACAGACGCAGUAUUAUAGCGAGAUGUUAUCGUUUCAGAGUGCUAGUGAGAGUCUUUUCGCUGGUGCUGAUAUGACUAACGAUCAAACGUACUUGUAUUAUGAUACUCCAUAUGUCCCAGUCUUGGUGUCAUUCUACCCAUCAAUUACCCAACGCCAAGUAGUAAACCGCACCCUCUUCCAAGUCACGCAAGGAUUUGCAUCUGCUGGAUUGCAUCUUGCGUCCUUGGCAUUCAGUGAUUUUGCAAAUAUCACGUAUAACAAUCAGUUUAGGUUUAUUGCGGAUAACUUUUGGAUUAUUCAGCCUACUGCGUAUGAUUUCUCGAUGAACACGAUUUACUUUGAUAUCCAAGACAGUAUCGUCUCAAACGCAACAACCCUCACCAUAACGCUAACCGUAAUCCUCAUCGUAACUGUCUGUCUCGCACUCCUAAUCCUCGAUCGUCGUGUACAGGCCUUCCGCAACAAGCAACGCCAAACCCUCGACGUGUUUAAAAAAGUGCCCAAACAUUCUGCUUCUGAUGUCAUUGCACGAUUAGAAGAAGCACAAUCUGAAGAUGUGUUUGGAAGGGAUACGUUAAGUUUCAAGGCGAGGACUGCGCUGGAGAUGCAGAUGAGGAAUGGAAGUCGGGCUAAAGCGAUGAUGAGGAUGCAGUAUAUUGCGUAUGGGAUUACGCUUACGGCGCUGGUUGCUGUCAGUGCGAGUACGAAUUUGAGUGGUAUUUAUCAAGUAGGUCAGCUUUUCGCUAUUCGUGAUCAAUUUGGUGAUAUGGCUACAUUCCCUACUCGAUCUGUUUCGCUCAUUAACGAUCUGGUUAAUGUUGAUACUUUGACUUGGGGAAACAGAAGCAACCUUCUGGACGCUUUGGCUUCGUCGUGGUAUGAGGAGCUGGCGCUAGGACUUGUUUCUACCACCCUGGUAUACGGAGAUGAAACACGCUACCCACCUUCCCCAAGCUACGACAAAUACCCGCCUGCACUAUUACAAUAUUUCGAUGGACACAUAUGUCUGCCAACGGACCAGUCUGUGUGUGUGAAUCAAGUGUAUAACUCGUCUAUUGGGUUCACGCCUGAUACCGUUGGGUUGGGGCUGCUGCAUCUUACGGAACAGCUUGUCGGGCUUAUCUUUAAUUGUGCAUCAGCAGCUCUUGAUGGUGACUUCCAUCCACAGCCCGACCUAAUUGCAUUUAUGGAAGCUAUCUUUGAGCCUUAUUAUUUGCAAGGGUUGUCUAGAUGUGAACAGGAAGCUAUGCUGGAGGGGAAUACGAUAUUGGCUGCUUCAACUGUCAGGAAUCUUGCCAUUUUCAUUGCAGAAUUGGCCGUCGUCUGUAUUGGAGAAUUCUUUGUGUUUUGGCGUAUGGUGGUCCAUCUCAGAUUCAUGGAGCACUGUAUAGUAGACAUGAUUGUCCGCCUCCCGCUCUCAGUUCGCAACCUCCCUGACAUUGCCGACUGGAUUUCCAACAUGCAAGGCCGUCAAGAUCGUAUUAUAAAAGCCAACAAGGACAACGAUGAUUCCAAAGACCAAAACAAGACUUUUUGGACCCGCCUGAUCCUUCCCUUCGGACUCAGAAAGUCAGUAUCCGAAAUAUUCCCCAAAUCCACCAAAUCGAGCAACAGCAAGAAGGUCGAAAUAGCGAAUUCCAAGCAAGCCAAUAUCGACAAGGCUAAUGGAGUCAAGAUACCGACUAUACAAGCUACGGCAGAGAUUGAGGGUGAUGAUGGCAAUAUUGUUAUACAGACGGCGUCCGAGUCGUCGUUAAGGAAGAGACAGUUGUCGUUCAAUGGAGUUUGA
Molecule: messenger RNA, 4248 nt
Organism: Synchytrium microbalum
Lineage: Eukaryota; Fungi; Chytridiomycota; Chytridiomycetes; Synchytriales; Synchytriaceae
Exons: 26
Coding region: 1-4248 (1415 amino acids)
Source: RefSeq, a predicted model, not a curated record